Molecule: messenger RNA, 396 nt
Organism: Angiostrongylus costaricensis
Lineage: Eukaryota; Metazoa; Nematoda; Chromadorea; Rhabditida; Metastrongylidae
Source: the annotation of a GenBank genome assembly
AUGAUUUCUAGUGUGAUUCGACCUGACGUUGUUCACCACUACUCGAAAUCUGUAGACGUUAUCAUCGUCUUCAAAAAUGGCUGUAUUUCUACAUUCGGCGUGAUGGUGAACUGUCUAGUCUUCCUAUUCGUUCUUCGUCUUCCGUCAAUGGCAAAUCCAUUUGGCCAUCUCAUUACAAACCAAGCAAUCGGGAACGCUAUUCACCUCUGUGCUUUCUCCUUUUACUUCUCGCCGAUGGUAUUUUUUGAUAUCGAUGCAAUGAAAAAGUAUUCGCAUUACUGUGGUGUCAUUUUGAUAAUAUCGUUUGAAGUUUCAUUGUAUACACAUACAGUGAUCUCAUUGAACAGAUUUUGCGCUAUUUACCUGCCAUUUCGUUAUCGACGGAUUUUCACGUAA